GUCGUGUGCACGCGCGAGCGCGGUAAGAACGGCGCGCUGAUGAACCUGCUCGCCGCGAGAGGCGCGCGGUGCGUCGAGCUGCCGCUCGUGGAAGCCGUCCCGGGCGAAGACGCGGCGACGUUUCCCGACGUGCUGAAGCGCGAGAGCUGGGAUUGGGUGUGCGUCACGAGUCCAGAGGCGGCGAAGGUAUUUUUAGAGGCGUACGAGAGGGCCGGUAGGCCGAGCGGGGUGCGAGUGGCGGUCGUCGGCGCCGGGACGGGGAAGGUGCUCGCGAAGGCGGAGCCGACGACGUUCGCGAUGGAUAAACAGUUCACCCCGAGCAAAGCCACGGCGGCGACGAUGGCGGCCGAGUUACCGUGCGAUCAGGGGUCGUUGAUACUGUACCCGGCGAGCAAGAAGGCGGCGACGACGCUGCAGGAUGGAUUAGAAGCGCGCGGGGCGACGGUGGUGCGCCUGAACACGUACUCGACCGAGCGCGUCGAGCGACUGAGCCCCGAGGACGUCGCCGCCGCCGUGCGCGCCGACGUCGUCACUUUCGGAAGCCCCAGCGCCGUUCGCGCCUGGGUCGAGCUCUGCGGCGACGCCCUGUACGAGCGUCUCACCGCCGACGCGCGCGCGCUCCAGCCCGCCUACGUGUGCAUCGGCGAAACCUCCGCCGAGGCGUGCGCCAACUGCGAGCUCCCCGACGUCUUCUACCCCGAGCUCCCCGGCAUCGAGGGCUGGGCCGAAACCGUGUUCCUAGCCCUG
This is a messenger RNA of Ostreococcus lucimarinus CCE9901, 747 nucleotides long. RefSeq lists its product with no specific name. The record is from RefSeq and is a predicted model, not a curated record. Gene Ontology annotation, biological process: uroporphyrinogen III biosynthetic process. NCBI's taxonomy places the organism in Eukaryota, Viridiplantae, Chlorophyta, Mamiellophyceae, Mamiellales, Bathycoccaceae. The transcript has a single exon. The annotation marks the transcript as partial. Gene Ontology annotation, molecular function: uroporphyrinogen-III synthase activity.